This is a messenger RNA of Cygnus atratus (black swan), 2395 nucleotides long. RefSeq names its product MAPK activated protein kinase 3 (gene MAPKAPK3). Gene Ontology annotation, molecular function: calmodulin binding; ATP binding; mitogen-activated protein kinase binding. The coding region runs from base 210 to 1373 and encodes 387 amino acids. The transcript is spliced from 11 exons. The record is from RefSeq and is a predicted model, not a curated record. Lineage: Eukaryota; Metazoa; Chordata; Aves; Anseriformes; Anatidae. Gene Ontology annotation, cellular component: nucleus; cytoplasm. Gene Ontology annotation, biological process: intracellular signal transduction; peptidyl-serine phosphorylation; toll-like receptor signaling pathway.
GCAAGUGUUUCAGCAGUCGUUUGGGAGAGACAGAAGAGGACUGUGACUAAGUGGCUUUUGACAGAUUUGAACAUGAGAAAAUGAUUGGGCUAAAUGGCGAGCAAAUGGACUAUUUGAAGCAUUUGGUUUGAUCACCAGGAGGGACUCUGCAGAGGAUAACCCACAGGGUAUCUGCUGGGCAUCUUGGUAGCCUCAGACUCUUCCCUGAUAUGGAACAAAAUGAAGGUGAACAGGAAUCCCAGCCAGAGAGCCACGUGGAGAGCAAGAGCAUCGUGAAAUCCUUGCCUGGGGGAGCAGCCCAUGUCAAACUAGAGAUAAAAAAACAUGCAGUUACGGAUGACUACAAACUCUCCAAACGGGUGUUAGGGUUAGGAAUCAAUGGCAAAGUACUGGAGUGUUUCAACAAGGAGACGGGGCAGAAAUGUGCUUUGAAGCUCCUGUACGACAACCCAAAAGCUCGUCAGGAAGUAGAAUAUCACUGGCGGGCCUCAGGGUGUCCCCAUAUUGUCCACAUCCUGGAUGUUUAUGAGAACAUACACCACGGAAAGAGAUGCCUCCUCAUUGUCAUGGAAUGCAUGGAGGGAGGAGAGCUGUUUAGCAGGAUCCAGGAGAGAGGAGAUCAAGCUUUCACCGAGAGAGAGGCUUCUGAAAUAAUGAGAGACAUCGGAACAGCCAUCCAGUAUCUUCAUUCAAUGAACAUUGCCCAUAGAGACGUCAAGCCUGAAAACUUGCUUUACACAUCUAAAGAGAAGGAUACUGUACUCAAACUCACUGACUUCGGCUUUGCCAAAGAAACCACUGUACAAAAUGCGCUGCAGACCCCUUGUUACACUCCUUACUAUGUGGCUCCAGAAGUCCUUGGUCCUGAGAAGUAUGACAAAUCAUGUGACAUGUGGUCUCUGGGUGUCAUCACGUAUAUUCUCCUGUGUGGCUUCCCUCCAUUCUACUCAAACACUGGACAAGCUAUUUCUCCAGGGAUGAAGAGAAGAAUUCGGAUGGGGCAAUAUGGGUUUCCCAAUCCAGAAUGGGCUGAAGUAUCAGAAGAAGCCAAACAACUGAUUCGCCACUUACUGAAGACUGACCCAACAGAGAGGAUGACAGUUUCUCAGUUUAUGAAUCACCCUUGGAUUAACAGAUCAAUGGCAGUGCCACCAACUCCUCUCCAUACUGCACGGGUCCUGCAAGAGGAUAAAGACCACUGGGAUGAAGUUAAAGAGGAGAUGACCAGCGCUUUGGCUACCAUGAGAGUGGACUAUGAUCAGGUGAAAAUUAAAGACUUGAAAACAUCCAACAACCGCCUUCUGAACAAACGCCGUAAGAAGCAGAAGCAGGCAAGCACCUCUUCUGCAGCCCCAGGGUGCAAUAAUCAAUGAGAAGAGAAGCCAAGGACCUGGGGGUGGAGGGUAAAAGUGUUAAAAGGAACAAUUUAAAAUGAGUACAAUCAACUCAGUUGACUGAGUACCAUGAAUGCACAUAGACUGCAAAGAAGGUAUCCUGCAAAGAGGGAGCAGAGGGAAAGAUUGCAUUUUUGUAACUUGAAUCAGGGCUUUGCUUUUAAAGGCUAAUUUAUGACAUGAUUCAGUUGCAUAUCACUAGGGAAGGUGUAGCAAUACCAGAAAUGUUAUCGGGUUUUGUUUUGGCUUUAAGUGUGUUGGAGGAGUGGAGAGAACAGGAAACAGUCACAGUAUACAUACUACCGCACUGAGGCUUUGAUAGCCAUGUAGAAGAGUGACUUCUGCUACCAUUUUAAGCUAGGGAAUAUAAAAAUGUCAAGUGUUCUGCUUGGAGUGUUUUAGGAGUUCAAACGUGAGUACUGAAAAAGGAGACAAAUGUCACUGCUCUUUAUAUGAGUAGCGCAGGUACAGGUCUACUUUGGAUGCAUGUGGCCAGUGUUUCCAUCCUAGAAUAGGUAAGAAUAGUCAGUGUUUCCAAACUUACCUCCUGUGGUUACAGAAUGUCACCUAAGCAGUAAGCAGUUAUUCCUGUUUUAGGAAAAAACAUCCAUACAUUUCCAUUUUCACAAAGUCCUUCAUGUAGUCCUAUGUGAAGAUUUGGCUUUGUCAUGGUUUCUCAUUCAAAAACAUGUUCGUUUUAUAAACAUAACCAUUAUGUUAUGUCUAUGCCACUGUCAGAUUCCGCUCUUGUAAUGUUCUUAAUUUAAACAGUACUUCAUGCAAAGAGUUUUAAUUAGGAUUUAAUUAGUCAAAAGUAUCCUGCAGAGAAUAUUGCUGCUUCUCUUGGAUCUACAACAUCUAGGUUGUACAACUGGACAUGCAGUUAUAUAUGAGAGACUGCUCUAGAAGAGAGAUUUCUGAAAUUAUGAAGAAACGGCAAGUGCGUGUUUUCUGUGGACUCCACUGUCUGCCAGCAUCCCUUCUGGUAAUUACCUCAAGAU